Molecule: messenger RNA, 1055 nt
Organism: Setaria italica (foxtail millet)
Lineage: Eukaryota; Viridiplantae; Streptophyta; Magnoliopsida; Poales; Poaceae
Product: F-box/LRR-repeat protein At4g14096-like
Exons: 2
Coding region: 1-951 (316 amino acids)
Molecular function (GO): protein binding
Source: RefSeq, a predicted model, not a curated record
AUGCCUCGUGGGAAAAAGGCCAAGAGCACGGCGCCCACGGCGCCGGCACCGGCGCCGGCUGGUAUAGACGCUCUGCCGGACGGCGUCCUCGAGCACAUCCUAGGCUUCCUGCCGUCGCCAGAGGCCGUUCGUACGUGCGUGCUGGCCCGGCGCUGGCGUCACCUCUGGCGUAACGCCACGGGCCUGCGCGUCUCGUGCCUCGCCGGCGGCAGCGAGGGGGACUCCGGAGAAGGGCCGCCGUCCCCGAAGCGGAUCCGGGACUUCUUGGAACGUAUCCUGCUCCUCAGAGGGCAGGCUCCCCUCGAGACGUUCGAGCUCAGGUUCUGUACCUUCGACGGCGACGGCGACGACACGAGCUGCCUCAGCCGCUGGGUCCAGCACGCCGUGGAGUGCAAGGUUCGGACGCUCAGGCUCGAAAACAUCUGGGUCGACGGCUUUGAGCUGGAGGACCGCCCCCUUGUGUCCCAGCUCCUGACGAGGCUGCAGCUCGAGGGCCUGGACUUGAAGAAUACUUUCUGCGACUUCUCGGGGUGCCCAUCGUUGGAGCAUCUAGUGAUUGAGUCCUGCGAGUUUUGGGAUGCCUAUAAGGUCUCAUCAGAGUCCCUGAAACACUUAUGCAUGACAAGCUGCAUUUUCAGCAAAGUCUCCAGCACUGUUAUUCAUGCCCCGAGUCUUGUUUCACUGAGGCUGGAUGGCCAUUUGUACAGGGCUCCUGUUCUUGAGAUCAUGCCGUCGUUACAAGGGGCAUUUGUUAGAGCCAUCCACGAGAAUUUGGACUCUGGGUAUUGUGAUGAUUACUCUGGGGAUUGUGAUGGUGAGGAUUGUUACUCUUGUUAUGGUGCUGUGGAUUGCAACUACAAGUGUAUGCUUCUGGAAGGUUUAUCAGAAGCUGAGAAUUUGGCAUUGAUAUCUGAAUCCAAAGUGCAGGCUGAAGACUUUGAUACUCAAUGACUGCUGGUGUGUGGCACCUGACUUCCCUGCACUGACUUGCAUUCUCAAGCAUUCACCUAUUCUGGAGAAGCUCACUCUUCAUCUUUUCUCCAAGGUGUGUAUAU